Ectocarpus sp. CCAP 1310/34 is the source of this 2191-nucleotide messenger RNA. Lineage: Eukaryota; Phaeophyceae; Ectocarpales; Ectocarpaceae. The record is from the annotation of a GenBank genome assembly.
UGCGCACCUCAGUGGGUAGGUUGCCCUCUCGCCUGCUCCCGGUCCGUGGAAGUUAAUUUGUUACGUCUCCCCCUGAGUUAUCGACCACUGGAGUACGAGGGGUUAGCGUGCCUUCCGUAAGCUGACGAAGGUCCCAUGCUGGCUGCAUACCCCCGCUUCCGGGUGUAACAGAGCUCCCAGGCUGGUUCCGAGGCGUAGCCGGUGGCGUAGCCGGUGGCGUAGCCGGUGGCGUAGCCGGUUGACCUGUGGGGUUGUAAGCCCCACCAGCCCGGUUGCCCCGCCUACCUCUCCGACGGGUCAUCUGUCAGCACGACCUGUGCCGGCCGUUAUCCCAUGUAUUAAAUACCUGGCCAUGGAAUACGACCAAAUAUUACAAAUGUCACCUACGAUGUCGGAGGAAGCGAGCGCGGGCUCUGCCUCCGCGUCACAGGCCUCACAGGCCUCACUGGCCUCAAAGGCCUCACAGGCCAGUGCUGGUGGUUCUUCCUCGGUAGACCAGGGACCUGCCGCUACCGANUCACAGGCCUCACAGGCCUCAAAGGCCUCACAGGCCAGUGCUGGUGGUUCUUCCUCGGUAGACCAGGGACCUGCCGCUACCGACCCGAAGGCUUCAGGAGAGGCUAUCGACGAGAUGCUGGCCGCAAAUGACCCCGACAGCAAGAAGCGCAAGUACCCAGAGCCCGGCUUCCCAACUGAAAGGUCAGGAGCAGUCGGAAAGAAAGCCGACAUCGAAGAAGCCCUGGUGGAAUUCAUCAACGAUCAGCGCAAGCAUCACGUCGGCUGUGGUAGCAUGGCGGUCAUGAACAAGCUGCUUGAGUUGAAGCCGGAUGCCCUUGGCGGGCUGACAGCCAAGCCGAAGCCGGAGGAGGCGUUGGCUUUCAAGUCCAAAUUCAAGAGCUGGUACCAACGUUUCCGAAAAAGGAACAAGUUCAGCAUCCGCCGGCGUACAAGCGUGGGCCAAAAGCUACCGAAGGGACACGAGGGCAUGGCGUGGGCGACGUUGAUGAAGCUGCGUAAGGCUCUCCUGGAGCGUGCUGGCGAGAUCUACGCUCAGCGCUACCCGCCUGCACCUGGCGAGAGCCCCAUCAGAGGGGAGGACCUGAGUUCAUCGCAGCUGGAGUUGGUGACCGACGAAUUGUUCGAAGAACUGGGCAACAUGGACCAGACGCCAGUCCAGCACGAGAUGCCGGUGGAGACGACUCUGGAAAAGGCCGGUGCGAAGGAUGCCCGCAUCGCCACCGGAGCCGGCGAAAAGAGAAGGAACGCUUCACGCUCUGCCUGGCUGCCUCGGCGGAUGGCAAGGUCCCGCCUCGCAUCAUCUUCAAGGGUACGCCUUUCGUUCCGCCUGCCACGCCCGGGAAGGGAAAGGCGACUCAGCCGCGGAAGAACUCUAUCGCGUGGGAGGUACUUCCCGCGAACCGCUCCAAGCACGGGCUCCCCGUGGGAGGCAUGUCCUUCGGGGGUGCAGGAGAAGAGCUGGUGUGACCUGCGGGAGUGCAAGCUCUGGAUCAAGGACAGCUGGAAGCUCCGUCCCAACAACGGCAGCAUCGUCCGGCAGCGCCGAUGCAUCUUGGUGCUGGACGACUUCAAGUGCCACAAAGACGAUGGCUUCAUCGCGGCCCUCAACAAGGAAGCCAACACCAUCGUCAUCUUCAUCCCAGGCGGGUUGACCCCUCUCCUCCAACCGCUGGAUCGCAUGCUCAACAAGCAGAUGAAGCGGCUGCUGCGGGGCAUGUACACGGCAAACACGGCAAAGGCGGCCAGGGACCCCAAGACGGGCAAUCUGGCACCGCCGGGGCGUGGGGCCGUCGCUACUUGGUGCAAGAACGCGUGGGCAUCCAUCACCCCCGAGACAGUCAAGACUUGCUUCAAGAUCUGCGGCCUCACGCUCGCGCUCGACGGCAGCGAAGACCACGCCUGGUGCCUGCACAACUUCGGGGACGGAUACCGCGAGCUCCUGGAGCAGCAGCGCGUCGAAUGGCUUGCGGAACACCCCAACGUGACUCUGCCGACGCUCCAACUUCCGAAGGUACCAGCCGAAUCAACCGCCAAUCACAUCGAGGCUGCAGCAAAGGAGCUCGAGGCGGGGCUUUUGCCUUGCGGCGACGACAGCGACAUCGAGAUUGAGGAUGACGACAGCGAUGUAGAAGUCGUGGAAGGGGCGGGGGAUAAAGCAGUGAUUGAGCUGUAA